This is a messenger RNA of Punica granatum (pomegranate), 4329 nucleotides long. Lineage: Eukaryota; Viridiplantae; Streptophyta; Magnoliopsida; Myrtales; Lythraceae. The record is from RefSeq and is a predicted model, not a curated record.
UCUUUUGUAAAAACAGAUAUUUAUGUUCCCUCAACUUGUUUGGAAAAUGAUCUCCUUGACCUCAAACGGAGAUAUAUUGUUUCAUUCACUGGGGGAAGAGCCUCUCGUCAAUGGACCAUGACUGCAUCCAGGUUCGAACCAGCUGAAAAGUCUGAUUAGCUGCUCUUUGACAUCGAUCAAGAUUGUCUGUGCUGUAUAUUUGCCACUAGAUUGGCUUCGAGUCGAGACAUACAAAGGUUCCUGAAUCUUGUGAUUGCUUUCAAGAGAUGGAGAUAAGCUGUAAAUCGGACCAGUAUGUUCAACCUAUAGAAACGCAACUUCUUGGUGCCUCCAAUUUGUGAAGUAACUUGUGGAAUUGAUCCAACUGAUCGACCCAAACAGUUGUUGGCGUCUUUAGUCCGAGAAAGAUCCAGUACAGAAAGAUUCAGUUUUAGUUGAAACGCGGUUCAUUUUCUUACUUAAUUCGGUAGUUGGUUAGGUCUCGAAAAUAUUGGUCGGAGCUUCGUAGAUAAACAAGCACAAUGAAGAAUACGAUUCUGGGCAAAUGGAAACGAUUUUUUAACUCAGAGGGGUGAUUGGAGAACAAAUAGUUUGAAGGAGUGAAUUGAGAUAGACAUGAAAGUUGGAGGGCAGUUCCAAAACAUUCAGAAGAUAGGGGAAGGAAAGAAAGGCGGAAAAAUCAGCAUGAAAGAAAAAGCGCGCCAACGCCGAGCAUCAGAACUGCAGGGAGAGAGAGAGAGAGAGAGAGAGAGAGAGAGAGAGAGAGAGAGAGAGAUGGAGGAUUCAGCGGCAAUUCUGUGUCAGAUAUCUUCAUUCAAGGACAUGAUCGAUCAGGUGAAUGAGGAGAUCGAGUCGAGCAUCCAGAUCACGCGGCAGCUCGAGUCGGAGAUCAUCAGCUUCUCUGAGAUUGAGGCCGCUCUGUCAGUCAGAGAAGCGGAGCUGACGAAGCUGCACUACUCGUCGCAGUUCGAGCUCAACGGGCUGAUCGCAGUGACAAUCGAAUCGAGGAAUUCUGCAAAGCAUUUGGAGGAAGAGCUAUGCCGGCUUAAAUUGAAGCGGGAGGAGAUAGUCAAAAGGAUGAAUGACAAAAGGGAAGGAUUUGUCUCACUUUGCCUAGAAUUCCAAAAGGGAAUCAGCCAGAGGGAAAAUGAUGACUUGGGAUCUUUGCUGUCAGAAAAGGAGUUUCUUGAAAAUGAAAUCGACCGCAUCAAUGGAGGGGAUGCUGCUCUCACAAAUUCAACUUCUGCAUAUAUGGAAGCUUUUCUUGGGGACCUUCAUGAUUCCAACACCGCUUUACAAGUAGAGAUACAAAAAGCGACCGAGGAAAAUGAGAAAUUGGUCAAGGAUAUCGAGGAAUUGAAGAGUAAGCUGCUACAUUAAUGAAUACUGAUGAUAGCCGAGGAUACGGUUGCAGCGGCGGACAAUUAUAUAUAAGGUGUGAGAACUGACGCUUGAGAACUUUACAAAAGAAGCUCUCAGAACCCACAUCGAGUCAAUUCGGAACAUCUUUUUCUCUAAUACUCAGUCAGAAUGUGUCAAUGUUUUUUCCUAUGAGUUCCACUUCAAUCCGAGGUAAGUAAAAAAAUUUGAACUUUCAGGGCAUUUAUUUUAUGUACAUAUUCAUCAAGAAUCAAGAUGAUUUGUCCCAUGAUAUGUACAUUGCUAGCUAUGUAGGGUACUAAAAUUACAUGAGUUUUAAUUUCAGAAGCAUGGCUUGCAUGGAUUACCGGUUGUCAGUUGCAUCUUCAUUGAUGUACUAUUUGCUACACUACCAAUGCAUAUAGAUAAACGGGUACCUAAUAUAUUUCCCUUGCUUGUUUCAGUAUCUCAACCUCGGAGUUUGUAGUAAUUUUCGUGUGUUGAGCAUGUCUGGAAAUUAAAUUGAUUGUCGAAGCUAUAAAUGUCACAGAGUCACAGACCUCCUUAUUUGCUCCGAAGAAGAGCUUUCAAUUUUAAAGUUGAAAAGGUUUUCUUUCCCUGCGGGAAUGAGGGCAGUCAGCCUCAAGGGGGGCCACAGUUGAGGACAAAGGAUUUUGUGACGUGGAAAUUAUGGAAAUAUGAGGCCCCGAGUCAAAGCAUUGACUAACCAAACCUCUUGCCACUGGCAGUAGCUGUUGCCAGACUCCUAUGUUUUUCAGAUGUCCCUUUCAGCUCCCCGUACGUUCAUGUUUCUCUGUUUUUCAGGGAGGGGCCGGGCCUCAGCAUUGCUCAAGUAAGUGUGCAAGCUUCUCUUCUCUUCCUCUCUUUUUUGAGGCAUAUGGUCCCAAGCAAUAAAUAAGUUCAUCCUCACCGCUACCUCUGGCUCCGAUAAAUCAUUAACACUAUUGAGGCAUAGCAGGAAUUAUUAAGAGAUUUGUUCAGUUACGCCUUCUGGGGGUGUGUUCCUUGUUUACGGCGUCGGGGAUUGUCUCGAACAACUAGAUAUCACCAUGAAAAUUAGAGUGGAGUGAUAGUUGUGUGAUGUAUGUGCUUGUUGUGGCGUUUGUCUUGGCUUUAACUACUGACCGUCUCAUGUUUCCCAUUGCAUUGACGGACAUCGACCCUACCCAAAGCAGUUUAUUGCAGCUGUCGUAGCAUUCACCCCUCCUCCCUCAUUGUGGGAGCAGCCUGAAUAAUUCAGUCACAGGUGAACAAAGGCAGUACGCACAAAAUGCUAAUGUUUUGAUGAAUGAACAAGCCUAGGCUGUCUUCCACCCAUAGACAAGAGUGACAAUAGCCAUGUCUUUCUCGUGAACAUCACGGGCAAAUCUCGUCUCUUUCCUUAGUCCUUACCCCUUGCAGCUAACGACAAUGAACUUGCUAAAAAUUUUCCUAUCCAACAUGCUAAAAAUUCUUCACCUCACGCCAAAUUAUCAAACGAAAAUAAGCUUACAAAUCGAAUGAUUAUUCUGUCCCAGUAGAAGGGCACUGCUCGUACUCGGGCUUCUUCUUGCCUAUUUUUCUAUGCCUCAUGCAUGUUCUUAUCUGUCACUCGCUGAGGUUUGUAUGAGAAACUUCUCAUCGUAAAGUUUCCCGCAAAAGAUCAAACGUUUGAAAUGAAUCCCUAUUUGAAGUUUUCUCGAGGAAGUUACUCUAUGACAUAUGUGGCUUGUUGCUAGAUCACGUGCUAAAAUCGUGUCGAGAUCCAGGGUGCUGUGUAAAACUUUUUUCCUUUUCAUUAUCUUUGUUAAGAGAAUUUUUGCUGAGCUAAUGUCGCCAGCGAUUUGAGGAUCUCCCGAGCCCAUGAAAUCAAGUGUAGAGUAAUUAUCACUGUCUGUUGCCCACUUGAUCCGGCAAAACUUUCGUAAAACCGUAAUUCCAACCUCAUACCACACUCUCAGACUAAGUAGGGAAUGACCUUUCCCGCGUCUGGUCCUCCAUCUGAUACACCAAAAUCUGGUCCAGUAUGACCUGCCCAGGGGUGGAGAAGCCCCUAAUGAGCGAUGGCCCAUCUCUCUUGUACGACUUGUCUGCUUGCCCUUUGUACUAGUAUUUUCUGUCAGUGGACCUAUGCAUAAAGAGCCUGGAGAGAAUUUCUGCCAAAAAGAAAAAAAUACAUAUAUCUACAUAUACACACACAUAUAAAAACAUACAUGUCUUCUACGAUGACCACAUUGGCUGUCUCUUUCUAAGACCCCAUUUAAUGUGCUUUGCCCCCGGACCACUUCACAAGACUCCUCAUCUCCCUCCCUCACCCUGUCCAUAAGAAUUUAGUCCUCAGUGCCCUUUUCAUGCACUCCAAUCAUCAGCCUUACAAGGUGAAGAAAGAUAAUUGAGGGGUUGAAUUCUGAAACUUCCUUAAACCUUUUGUAUGUAUAUAUAUAGCCCGAGAAUGACACAUCAUUGAUUUCUCAGAGAAGAGGAUAAGAGAGAAGAGGAACCGGUGGAAAUGAUCAUAUGAGAAGAUGAAGAUGGUGAUGGUGGUGAUGAAGGAGUCUGCCAUGGAAGACGACAGCUUGAAGAAGAAGCUUCCUUGCAGAGGUUCCCUGAAGGAAUGCAGGGGGAGGCUCUACAUCAUCAAGAGAUGUGUCUUAAUGCUUCUCUGCUGGCAAGACUAGACCCUGCAGAUCAGAGAAAACCUUCUGCUUGCAUAAUGGUAUCAAAAUCGUCGACUAGUUUUAUCUCUUCCUAAAUCUGUUGAAUUAGCUAUUCAGUCUGUCAUGGUGUGUCGUUAUCUGUUGCUUCGGUCUGCACGUAAGGGGGAGUGUCAGCAGCGAUACACGUUCAAAUUAUGAAUGGAUGAGUGCUCGACUGCUCUGAAAGUCUGAUCAAUUCAAGCCAAGAUUUGUUAAUGUACGUAUCAUAGAACGAAAAAAGAUAGGUUUUUCAAUAUGAAGUGAAGUUAAUGAA